Molecule: messenger RNA, 1500 nt
Organism: Balaenoptera ricei (Rice's whale)
Lineage: Eukaryota; Metazoa; Chordata; Mammalia; Artiodactyla; Balaenopteridae
Exons: 2
Coding region: 483-1337 (284 amino acids)
Source: RefSeq, a predicted model, not a curated record
CUUUGAGAUGGGAGGAUUUUCCAUAGACUUUCCCACAGCCACUGUAGGGGCACUUGUGCCUCUUUUCGGAGGCGUGUUUCCCCUUCGCAGCCACUCCAGGGUGGAGGAGGGAGAGCGGGCUGGGCGCGCUGCCAGGAUCCUGUCUCUCCUCCGGGCUGUGGGAAGGACUCGACCCAGAUUCGGUGGUCACGUCGCUGUCGGAUCCCAUAUCCUCAUCUGGACUCUCCAGGCUGUCGCUGCACACCGAGGGGGUCUGGAUGGGUCGGUACUUGUUCAGGUCCAACAAGCUCUUGGCGAUGGUGACCAGCGUGCAGUAAUCCUUCCAGGUGUCCCCCGGGUCACCAUGCUCCUUGGUCACCUCGCGCUCAGGUAGUCGCAGCCGCUCGGCGUCCGGAGCGCCCCCAUGCUCCGGCACCGCAGCGCGGUUCGAAAUGGAAACCAGACACUGGGCAGCCACGAAGUCCAUGUAGGCGGCCGCGGACAUGGUGCGGGCGACAGCAGCCCCGGAGGCGCGGCCAAACUUGGCGGUGGCUGCGGAGGUUCGGCUCGCCGUGCCCUGGCCUCGGACGAUGAGCGCGGCGCAGCGCGGCGCAGCGGCCAAGGGGGCGGGGGCGCGGGGCGCUUCCGACUCGCAGGAGCGCCGAGGCGACCUCAGCCCCUCAUCUUUACGUAACCGGCAGCGCCUCCGCACGCAGCAUCCACGGCCCCGGGCUCCGCCGCGCUGCCGCCUCUCGCCGCCUCCGGUGCCCAGAGCCGGGCGCAAUCCCCCCGACGGGCGCACAGUCUGCUCCGAGCCGGCUCCCCUGGAAAGAUGCCACACGUGGCGGUCGCAAGUUUAUUCGACCGAAAACGCCCCCGAGGCGCUGGGAGAGGAAACUGCAAGAGAGUCAGAACAGCCUUUCGGUGGAGAGGUGCGUCUAGAACUGAGGCGUGCGGCCAAUCCGACAGUUCUGUUUCGAUGCCUCGUGCUACCUCUACAGCCUCGAACGCCGACAUUUAAAAGGGUAACAGCCGGGAGGCUGGAAAGGAGCAGCCGCGCAUCUUUGGGAGUGUCUCUCAAUCCCUUAGCCGGUCUAGGCCUCUUGGCUCACGUUCCAGCUUGCGGAGUGUGGGAUACACCUUCCCUACUCGGUUGCGUUCCUUCUUAUGACAAAAGAGAACUUCAGUUUCAUUUUCCAGCUCGCAAACAGUUAAGUGACUUCCUGCAAACGCUACAGUCCCAGCAACCAGCCUUCCAAUCAAAAGUAAGUUGGUUGAUGUCACUGACAUUGGCUCAGCCAAUCAGAAGGGCAUUCCGAAGGCCAGCGCUGCACACUUGUAAACGCGAAGAGCUGUAGUGAAACUGAACACAUCCUUGUACUUUGUGUUGAUGAUGGUAAAAUCGAGAUAUGUAUGGGAGGGCAGUGGUGAUAAAUAAAUGCAAAGUGAGUCAAUAAUUUUAAAAAAACAACUAAAUAUGUCAGGCCAAGUUGCUCAAGAAUAAACACUAAUGAGAAAGCA